AUGGAAUUUGAUGAGGAAACGACUGCAACCCAGUUACCUGGCUUCCAGAAGGAAAAUCGUACAGGUGCCAAGGUUUACUUUUGCAGUGAAUGCCAAUCUGUCCUUACACCACGUGUUUUCAAAAAGGAAAAUGGUGAGGCUGGAAAAUUAGAGUUCUAUUGCGCUCAAUGCAAUCGUUCUGAGUAUUUCGAUGAUAACUUGGUUUACGUUAACAUUCUAAAGCGUGAUGCUUCAAGCGUUUCUGCAACCAAAGUUCUUACAUCCGAUCCAACGCUUCACAGGUGGACAGUUUUCUGCAAUAACUGCAGAAAGUACGAAGAGCAUGUUAUUUUCAAUGCUCCUACACUUGCUGGUGAAGAAACAAUGACACAACUUAAGCAAUGCUGCGUUUGCAGUGUUCAAACACCUGUUACAGAAGAUGAUAGAAGAAAUCAAAUGAGACCUUCCAAUUAA
Molecule: messenger RNA, 453 nt
Organism: Trichomonas vaginalis G3
Lineage: Eukaryota; Parabasalia; Trichomonadida; Trichomonadidae
Product: DNA-directed RNA polymerase
Exons: 1
Coding region: 1-453 (150 amino acids)
Biological process (GO): maintenance of transcriptional fidelity during transcription elongation by RNA polymerase II; transcription initiation at RNA polymerase II promoter; DNA-templated transcription
Cellular component (GO): RNA polymerase II, core complex
Molecular function (GO): DNA-directed RNA polymerase activity
Source: RefSeq, a predicted model, not a curated record